Messenger RNA from Capronia epimyces CBS 606.96, 414 nucleotides. RefSeq lists its product as uncharacterized. NCBI's taxonomy places the organism in Eukaryota, Fungi, Ascomycota, Eurotiomycetes, Chaetothyriales, Herpotrichiellaceae. The transcript has 2 exons. The record is from RefSeq and is a predicted model, not a curated record. Gene Ontology annotation, cellular component: cytoplasm. Bases 1 to 414 code for a protein of 137 amino acids.
AUGGAGUUGGUUGCGGCCAUGCGGGAUUUGGCCACCAAGAAAGGCGCGACUGUCGGGCAAGUCGCACUGGCCUGGCUCCUCAGCCAAGGGGACGAUAUCUUUCCCAUUCCAGUGACUGUCACGGAUAAAUACCUCGAGGAAAACUUUGAAGCAAUGCGCGUCGAGCUCACGCCCGAAGAGUCGCAGCACAUGCGCGACCUGGUGGUGAAAGCAUCCGUGUUUGGCGACAGAUGGCCGCCACAGCAUGCACUGGCCCUCUUCGCCGACACGCCGCUUCCGCAGGAUUGGAAAGAAAAGAAACGGGAUGGGGAUGUGUCGGUAGUCGGUGUCGCCCAAAUCAUUGUCCGAUCAAAAGUGAUGCCCUACGUAUAUAAUACAUCAUCGUUUAUUAUAUAUCAAUGCGCGUAUCUAUAA